Messenger RNA from Pararge aegeria (speckled wood butterfly), 1143 nucleotides. RefSeq names its product PHD finger protein ALFIN-LIKE 3-like. Bases 428 to 1105 code for a protein of 225 amino acids. Lineage: Eukaryota; Metazoa; Arthropoda; Insecta; Lepidoptera; Nymphalidae. The record is from RefSeq and is a predicted model, not a curated record. The transcript is spliced from 2 exons.
CGAAAGUGUGGCCGUGUGCACUGUGCUAUUAGAACACCACGAUGGUACGUACCUACAAACGAAAAACUGAGAGAGGGGAAAUAUCCGAAACGUUAUUACGUCAAGCUGCCAAUGCUGUCAUACAAGAUGGAAGAAAAGUAAAAAUGGUAGCCAGAGAACUGGAAAUUUGCCACAUGACAUCGAUUUGUAAAAAAAAUUAAAGCUGGUAAAGAUCUUAUCUUAUCUAUAAAGAAGAGGUUAUAAAAGCAGAUCAGUGUUUACCACAGAACAGGAAAAAGAGCUAGUUAACUACAUUUUAAAGUGUUCAUCGAUAUACUUCGGUUUGCUGCCAGAAGAGGUGCGAAAAACUUGCGUAUGAAUGUGUAGUUAAAUUUUCUUUUCAAAUGAGGAACGCCUCCAGCCUUCUAGCAGUUCAGUUACGAUUGAAAUGGAUGACCAGCCAGGACCAUCCAAUAUUCAAAUAUUACCUCAGAUUACUUUGCAGCCGGAAUCUAUUACCAUAAACACUUCAACAUCGGGUCAGAUUUGUGAACCACCUCAACAAUCUGCAACAGAUCAGGGUGAUGUAUCUCAGGCUGCCUCUGUGACCAUUAAUAGUGCCCAAGAACUUCAAUUUACACCAGUAAAUAUGAAUGCUUCAGCUGUGUUUAAUCCUGAAAUUGUAAAGCCUUUACCAAAGGCAUCCCCAAGAUUGCAGAUGGCUACAAAACGCCGUAUUAGAAAGACAGCUGUUUUGACCGACACGCCAGAAAAAAAUGCAUUAGCUGAAGAACAGGUAAAGAAGAAAUCAAGGAAAGAAAAAGCAAUUAGAAACAAGGGGAAAGAAAACAACAAUAAUAAAGAAAAAGGUACAGGCAAGGGAAAAGCUCAAAAAAAAGGUAAACGAAGAGUAUUACAAGAAAGCGAGAGUGAUAGUGAUGAUGAGGUUCUGGAAUGGUACUGCAUAAUUUGUUGUGAUUCAUAUUCAAAUUCACUACCAAGAGAAAAGUGGAUAGAAUGUAGCUUGUGUAGAAAUUGGGCAUAUGUUAAAUGUAUAAAUGAAACUGAUAACAUUACUUAUGUGUGUCCCAACUGUGAGUCAGAUGAAGAAUUUAACGAUGAAUAAGAAUAAAAGUUACCAAAGUUGAUUACGACUUAUUAAAA